Messenger RNA from Zingiber officinale, 1207 nucleotides. Its product is annotated as probable ATP synthase 24 kDa subunit, mitochondrial. The record is from RefSeq and is a predicted model, not a curated record. Lineage: Eukaryota; Viridiplantae; Streptophyta; Magnoliopsida; Zingiberales; Zingiberaceae. The coding region runs from base 281 to 1045 and encodes 254 amino acids. Gene Ontology annotation, biological process: pollen development. The transcript has 8 exons.
AUAAUAAAUCCUGUGUAAAAAAAAAUUUGAUAUGGAUAAUCUAACGGAGCAAAUCGAAUAUUGCCCCCAAAUCGGCUCAAUGCAGUCGACCGGAUCACAAUUAGUCGAUUUAAUCCGCUACUAGGCCGGAUUUUUCUAAUCUUCAACCGUGCGAUGCUGAUGCAACGGUAGUAGAUAUCAACCCAGUAGCGUGUUAAUCUCGCUGAGGCUGACGGGAAGGUGCAGAUCACAGACGGAAUUCGUGCAAAACGAAGCCGGACUGCUAAUUACUGCAGCCGACAUGGCGUUGGUUCCUCGUCUCCUUUCUCGAUCCCGACAGAUCCGUUGGAAAGGGCAGAUAUCGUCCGAUCUGUUAUAUGCUGGUCAGAUAAUUUUGCAGCAUGAUCAUCUUAUGGCAGUUCGAUCCUUUGCAAAAGAAGCUUCACCUUCUAAUCUUCCACCCCUGAAAGGAGAUGAAAUAUUGAAGAACAUCUUUUAUGAGGUCAAAAACAAAUAUGAAACUGCGUUCGGUGUCCUUCGUAAGGAAAAAAUUACUAUUGAUCCUGAUGAUCUGGCCGCUGUUUCCCAAUAUGCAAAAGUCAUAAAGACAAUAAGGGAAAAAGCUGAUCUACUAUCAGAAUCUCAGAAAAUUAAAUACAUAAUCGAUCAACAGACACAAGACAUUCCCGAUGCUAGAACAUACCUGUUGACGUUACAGGAGAUAAGGAUCAAGAAUGGCCUUACAGAUGAUCUUGGUGCCGAGGCUUUGAUGAUGAAAGCUUUGGAGAAGGUUGAGAAAGAGAUUAAAAAGUCACUUCUCAGAUCUGACAAGAAGAACAUGGCCCUUCUUUUGGCUGAGUUUGACAACAUCAACAAAAAGCUAGGGAUUAGGAAGGAAGACCUUCCCAAGUAUGAAGAACAGUUGGAACUUAAAAUCGCCAAAGAGGAUUUGGAAGGUCUGAAGAAGGAUGCUCUGGAAGCAAUGGAAAUCCAGCUUAAGAGGGAGGAAUUCAAGGACGAGGAGAUGGUUGAUGUCAAAUCGCUAGAUAUUAGAAACUUCUUAUAAGAUGGAGUUUCUAAUAUUAUUUCCUAAAUCCUGAAGUGGGCCUUCUUUUCUCUCUUAGUAAUGUUUUAAUCUGCUAGGGAACAAUAAUGUUCCGACAUGCAUUAUUUGGACAAUUCCUUAUUUCAUCCUAAUAAUACUAACCACAUGAGUGAGCUUUGAUUU